GAGUGACAGUUCCGGCACUUUAACCUUGUGUACGUUGUUUUUGUUUCCUUUUUAAACUCACUCUUUACCAAAUCUCAACCAAAAAGACACAAAACACAGAACCGGCACUUUUACCGCAUUUUGGAACCAACAGAAUCUUCGCAGGUUAGGAAACGGCAAAGAGAAGGAAAGCAAGAAUGAUCAUCAACGUGAAGGAGUCUACAAUGGUGCGGCCGGCCGGGGAGACCCCGCAGCGCGCGCUGUGGAACUCGAACGUAGACCUGGUGGUGCCGCGCUUCCACACACCGAGCGUCUACUUCUACCGGCCAACGGGCGCACCCAACUUCUUCGACGCGAAUGUGCUCAAGGAGGCCCUCAGCAGGGCCCUCGUGCACUUCUACCCCAUGGCCGCCCGCCUCAAGCGGGACGAAGACGGUAGGAUCGAGAUUGAUUGUAAUGCCGAGGGGGUGCUCUUCGUCGAGGCUGAGACGACCUCCGUCAUCGAUGAUUUCGGCGAUUUUGCGCCCACGUUGGAGCUCCGGCAGCUCAUUCCUGCUGUGGACUAUUCCAAAGGGAUCGAAUCUUAUCCCCUAUUGGUCUUGCAGGUAACAUAUUUUAAAUGUGGCGGAGUCUCACUUGGUGUUGGUAUGCAGCACCAUGUAGCGGAUGGGUUUUCUGGGCUCCACUUUGUGAACGCAUGGUCAGAUAUGGCUCGGGGUCUUGAUCUAACUAUUCCGCCAUUCAUAGACGACCGGAUCCUACUCCGCGCCCGCGACCCACCUAAACCAGCAUUCCAGCACAUCGAAUACCAGCCGGCUCCGGCGAUGAAAACCCCCAUCCAAUCCGCAAAAUCAGGUCCCGACAGUACAGUAGUCUCAAUGUUCAGAAUAACCAGAGAGCAGCUGAAUGCCCUCAAAGCCAAGUCUAAAGAUGAUGGCAACACAAUCAAUUAUAGCUCGUAUGAGAUGUUGUCAGGUCAUGUGUGGAGAUGCACAUGCGUGGCACGUGCACUUCCUGGUGAUCAAGAGACCAAAUUGUAUAUCGCGACCGAUGGACGGUCCAGAUUGCGUCCUCCACUCCCGCACGGUUACUUUGGGAAUGUGAUUUUCACCGCCACUCCAAUAGCUCUAGCAGGUGAUCUCCAAUCUAAACCAACAUGGUAUGCUGCGAGCAGGAUUCAUAAUGCAUUGAAACGGAUGGACAAUGAGUAUUUGAGAUCGGCCCUUGAUUAUCUAGAGCUUCAGCCUGACCUCUCGGCGCUUGUUCGUGGGGCACAUACUUUCCGAUGUCCAAAUCUUGGUAUAACAAGCUGGAUCAGGCUGCCAAUCCACGAUGCUGAUUUUGGGUGGGGUAGGCCCAUUUUCAUGGGACCUGGUGGGAUUCCGUACGAGGGGUUGUCAUUUAUGAUACCAAGUCCAACGAAUGACGGCAGCUUAUCGGUUGCAAUCGCUCUACAAUCUGAACAUAUGAAAGUGUUUGAGAGUUUGUUAUAUGAAAUUUGAAAUUUGAGGAGAUGAAGGCCUGAAGAACUCUUCCAGCUUGAAUCAUUGCCUGUCAUGGUGAUUGGUUAUGCCAAAAAGUUUUCCUAGGGUGCUUCUGUUUCCUUCCUAGUGCUCUCUUCAUGCAUAAUUUGUGCCAUUGAGAUCCUUAUUUCUGUUGAAAUCUGACAUGUUCAAACUGAAGUGGAUUUUGAAACAAGUGUAUUAAUACUGGAUUCACAAUAAACCUAAUAUGAUUUAUACAACAUAUUUGAAUCAA
Molecule: messenger RNA, 1737 nt
Organism: Alnus glutinosa
Lineage: Eukaryota; Viridiplantae; Streptophyta; Magnoliopsida; Fagales; Betulaceae
Product: shikimate O-hydroxycinnamoyltransferase-like
Exons: 3
Coding region: 177-1481 (434 amino acids)
Molecular function (GO): acyltransferase activity, transferring groups other than amino-acyl groups
Source: RefSeq, a predicted model, not a curated record